AUGUCACGACAUUUUUCGACGAGAAAAACACGCUUUCAUACUUCGACCUCACAAAGAAAACUAGAGAACCUUAUCUCAGACACCUCAGAGUCAGGGUCUGAUUUCUCAGAGUCCGAGCAGUUGACAACUUCAUUUGGAGAAAGAACCGUUGCGCAGGCUUAUGAUCUGUCGAGGGUGUCGCAUUCUAAUUUGUUUUCUGGAGCAGAUUGUUAUGGUCAGGUCAAUUAUGAUAAACCGCCGAGGAUGUGGUUUUGUGAUCCCUGUGACAACAAGAAAUCAAAGGGAAGCAAAGGCAAAAGACCGUAUAAAAUGAUCAAGAUUAAUACGUGUUGCCUUUGCACGCAAGAAGAAGGCAAAAACAAUUCACUGAAGCGCACUUCAGGAUACAAUUGGGCCCACGUUCUCUGUGCUAUUUUUGUAGAUGGUCCAUCCUUUCGUGAUUCAGACGGAGUAGACUUUAUAGAAGAUAUCCAUGAAAUUCCCCAAGAAUGUUGGCGCACAGUUUGUGAUAUAUGUCGAACGCGUGGUGGUGCGUCCGUAAAGUGCUCAGGUUAUGAUGAAUGCCACAGAGCAUUCCAUGCGACAUGUGCUCAAACAGCAGGCUAUAAAAUGGGAUUUGAGGUACUCCCCAGAUCCAGCACAGAUCCUCCAAGACAUGAAUUCGGAAACAACAUGGAUGGACAAAUGAUUGCCAGAGUAUGGUGCCCAUUUCACGUAAAUUUACCUCCCAACUUUGUAAAACUCGGAGCCCGUGAUUUGACACAGCAAGAUUCUGCAACGUACUGUUAUGCACGUGUAUGGAAGCAACUGGACUUUACAACAAUUGAACAGAAAAGAAAGCGGCGCUAUUAUCUUACUCCAUUUUGGGAUCCGGAAUUGAUGAAAUAUUCUACACCGAUUUCGUACACGAAAGAUUCCGAUCCGGUAGCGUCUCAGCCUCAACCUCAAGUUGGAGAUUCAACAUUGCCUUCUCCAGAGGUGAUUGACAAUCCGUACAAUACGACAAUUGCCCUCUUACCCUCGCCGCCACAACCACCGAACGAAGAAGCCAAUGAUAAUCACGAUAGUCCGUCUACGAUUGAGGCAUCAUCGCGACAUGAUUCCACGACUUCAAUAGAAUGGCCUCCAGUAGCAAGCAGAUUUCCACAAUAUCCUCGCAUGAUUCCGUUCAAGAAGAUUUCAUGUACGAGAUGUUCCACUUCUAUAUCACCGAAAUGGUGGCCAGCUAAUGAUACGCCUCCCCCAGUUUCAAAGAGCUCCCAAACAGCCAGAGUAGUUGGCUUUACUGUUACAGGCCCUGUUAUAUGCCACAAAUGUUAUUGGGAAGAGAAUGAAACCGUCAAGAAGUAUGAUGCCAUAGAUAUUGCCAGGAUGUUGGUUAAUCCAAGGUUCGUCUCAGCCAAAGACAGAUCAAAAUCUAUAAUAACAGAAGAGGAUGAUCCUCAGAAUCAAAUAGAGAACACAUAA
Molecule: messenger RNA, 1467 nt
Organism: Paraglomus brasilianum
Lineage: Eukaryota; Fungi; Glomeromycota; Glomeromycetes; Paraglomerales; Paraglomeraceae
Source: the annotation of a GenBank genome assembly